AUGGACGGACACAGGAUGAAUUACGUCGCAACUCUGCCUUCCAUCCCCGAGGAGGCCGUCGAAAAGCACGACAUUAUCACAGAAGCCAAUGCCAAGAACUCACCCUUGCUGCGCCUCCCAGGCGAGCUGCGCAACAAAAUAUACGGCUACGCUCUCGCCGACUCUUCCAUUGAACCACUGCUGGACCGGCGGACUGCCUCAGUACACACUCGAACAAACUCGGGCGGGCCCAUGUCCCCCACCGUCUCACUCCUUCGAACAUGUCGUCAGACCCGGUCUGAAGCCGAGUCUCUCUUCUUUUCCUACACAACCUUCGGCUUCAAUUAUGCGCGAUAUGACUUUCAUCGUUUCCUAGGACACAUUGGGCGUGAAAAGAGGGAACUCAUCACGUCGAUUGCCAUGCUAUUCUCUACGCUUGAAUUGCUUGAGCAAUACGAGGGGCGGUAUAAGCUUCCACGGCUGGAGUACGUUUACGUGAGGGUGUCUGCUGAAUAUCAUGAAUACUAUCGCAAGGGAAACACGGAAACACUACAGAGGGUUGCUGGGAUAAUGGGGAAGAAAUUGGGAUUGAAGAUGCUUCGCCUCUCCGACUUAGGUUCCAUGAAACCUCGCGUCCUACCGCCCGACCAAAAAGAUGACCGCGACGAGGACCUCCGCGACGUCGACGACGUCUUCAACAACGACUACGACGAACUCCGCAACUCCAACACCAUCUCCCCACAGAAGCAAAACAGAGACAAAACCACGCACACCAACCAACCCCCCUCACAUCUCCUCCUCCUCCCCGCCGAACUCCGCAACAAGAUCUACACCCUCGUCUUCCUAAACACCACCAUCAACAUCAACAAGCUCCUCACCAAAAAAGACGUGCUCGGCCGCUACCCCAGCGUCCGCGCGGUCCUCUACACCUGCCGCCAGAUCUACAUCGAAGCCAGCACCUUGUCCUUCACUUUGUGUACCUUUGUCCCUAGCUACUUCGCCCUCCGAUUCUUUGCGUCGUCUAAUCUGCCUGCAAGUGGAUUUGGGAGGGUGGAGAGGCUGUGGCUGACAAGGGGGAAUGGGAAAGCCAUCAUCGAGGGACAGGAUGAAAUGAAGGGUGCAUAUCUGAAGGAGUGGUUCGCUUCGCUCAAGCUCUUGGAAAUAGAAGUGUGGCGUCUAAAGGUAAACCUGACGGACGCUCAGGCAAAAGAGAAGGUGAGGGAGGCGUUUGGGCUGCCGGAUCUGCAUGUUGUGGGGAGGCGCGUGGGUGAGGAUGGGGUGGUUGCUGUUUAA
Messenger RNA from Alternaria ethzedia, 1272 nucleotides. RefSeq lists its product as uncharacterized. NCBI's taxonomy places the organism in Eukaryota, Fungi, Ascomycota, Dothideomycetes, Pleosporales, Pleosporaceae. Bases 1 to 1272 code for a protein of 423 amino acids. The record is from RefSeq and is a predicted model, not a curated record. The transcript is spliced from 4 exons.